Beta vulgaris subsp. vulgaris (sugar beet) is the source of this 1158-nucleotide messenger RNA. RefSeq lists its product as uncharacterized. The transcript is spliced from 2 exons. Gene Ontology annotation, molecular function: RNA-DNA hybrid ribonuclease activity; nucleic acid binding. Gene Ontology annotation, biological process: DNA integration. The record is from RefSeq and is a predicted model, not a curated record. Lineage: Eukaryota; Viridiplantae; Streptophyta; Magnoliopsida; Caryophyllales; Amaranthaceae. Bases 1 to 1158 code for a protein of 385 amino acids.
AUGGUGGAUGGGUCGUCCACUGCCAAUGGUUGUGGAGCUGGGAUCAUCUUUCAGUCACCUGAGGGAGACAAGUUUGAAUACGCCAUGAAAUUUCAGUUCAAGGCUUCAAACAAUGAAGCAGAGUAUGAAGCUCUGCUAGCCGGCAUCAAAAUGUGCAAGGCGGCCGGAGCCCUGGAAAUUGAAGCAAAGACGAACUCUCUACUGGUAGUCAGUCAAGUCAAUGGAGAUUUUGAAUGCAAAGAAUCAUCCAUGAGUAAAUACAUGAAUUUGAUUAAGGAAGAAAUAAAAACAUUGAAACGAUUUGUUCUCGACCAAGUCCCAAGGUCGGAGAAUCAUCAAGCCGACGCUCUCUCAAAAUUAUCAAGCUCGGCCAAAGGGGAUGAGCCGAGGACUGUGUUUUGGGAGAUAAAGUCGGCCAAGAGCAUUGAUCAGAAGGAGGUUCUGUUCCUCGGCCGAGGAAACGUCUGGAUGAGCCCCAUCAUAGAAUACAAGAAACCAAGACAACUGCCCACUAAUCCUUUGGAAGCUAAGUAUGUAAAGGCCAGGGAUAAGUGGUUUGAGCUGUGGGAUGGAACUCUCUACAAAAAGGCUUUUAACCGGCCACUCCUCAAGUGUAUUUCUCGAGAAGACGGCCUAGAAGUCCUAAAAGAGCUGCAUGAAGGAGCUUGUGCUUCCCACAUUGGGGGAAGGGCAUUAGGAGAAAAGGUCUUAAGGACUGAAGCCGUCCAACUAUCUGACUCCGGUUCUCUUUCCCCUCCCCUUGCCAAAUGGGGAAUGGAUAUCCUUGGGCCCUUCCCUGUAGCAGCCGGCCAGAAAAAAUUGGUGAUAUUAGCAGUAGACUACUUCACAAAAUGGGUGGAGGCUGAAGCAAUGAGAGGAAUCACCACUAAUGAUGUGAAAGGAUUCGUCUGGAAGAACCUCAUCAAAAGGUUUGGGAUGCCUCAGUCUAUCAUUUUUUACAAUGGGCCACAGUUUGAGACACCCAAGCUCCGUGAAUGGCUGGCCGAUCAGGGUAUUAAAGCUCACUUUGCUGCAGUUGCUUAUCCUCAGGAAAAUGGACAAGUUGAAGCCUUCAACAAGAUCUUAUCAGCAGGAAUUAAGAAGAAGCUAGACAAUGCAAAAGGGUUGUGGGUAGAAGAGUUACAGUUGGUUCUCUAG